UUAAGUGUCAUCAUCUAUCAUUUACUUGGAUAUCCUAUUGCUAGCCAAUUUUUAUUCAUUUCAUAUGAAGUUUCCCCAGACAAAUUCGAUAAAGGCGUGGGUGAUGCUUAUUUCGUAUUCUUCUGGACAAUCAUGUUUACUUUUCUUCGUGCAUCCUUUAUCAAAUACGGUUAUCUUCCCCUUGCCAAUUAUUUCAACAUUGCCGAUCCUUCCAAAAGACAACGAGUAGCUGAACAAAUUUAUAUUUUCGCUUAUUACGUGGUGUUUGGUGCUGCUGGCUUGUACGUUAUGUAUUGCAACCCUCAUUGGCUCAACACUUCCCAAUACUGGAUUGAUUAUCCUCACAUCCUUAUUUCUCGAGACAUGAAAUAUUAUUACUUGAUGCAACUUGCUUUCUGGUUCCAACAAAUUUAUGGUCUUCACACCGAAAAGCGUAGAAAGGAUCAUAUUGCGAUGCUCAGUCAUCACAUCAUUACCAUCUGGCUUGUUGGAUCAAGUUACUAUGUCAACCUCACUCGUGUUGGUAAUGGUGUUCUUUGUUGUAUGGAUCUUUGUGAUAUCUUUUUAUCUCUCGCCAAAAUCUUGAAAUACCUUGGAUUCACCAAUGUAUGUGAUAUUGCUUUUGGUCUUUUCGCUGUAGCAUGGCCCAUCACACGUCAUGUUUUCUUCUCAAUUGUCACCUGGAGUGUUGCAGUUGAACCUGCUCGUUAUUUUUCAUUGGAUUGGAACCCUGCCGAGGGAAAGUAUUUCACACCCAACGUUCAAAAGAUGUUUGUUACUUCGUUAGUUUUAUUGAAUAUCAUCAUGUUCUAUUGGUUCAUGAUGAUUGUAAAGGUUAUUACAAGGUUGUUCACAGGAAGUGGUACCGAUGAUCCUCGUAGUGAUGACGAAGAUGAAAAUGAUGGUGAUGAAUUAAAAAGAAAACCAAAGGCUAGGUAUGUCUCACAAAUCCCCCCCUUUUUUUCUGUUACUAGUCAAACUAAUCUCUCUCUUUUUCUAAAGUAG
This is a messenger RNA of Mucor mucedo, 1005 nucleotides long. Its product is annotated as TLC domain-containing protein. The annotation marks the transcript as partial. The record is from RefSeq and is a predicted model, not a curated record. Gene Ontology annotation, biological process: ceramide biosynthetic process. The transcript is spliced from 4 exons. Gene Ontology annotation, cellular component: membrane. Gene Ontology annotation, molecular function: sphingosine N-acyltransferase activity. Lineage: Eukaryota; Fungi; Mucoromycota; Mucoromycetes; Mucorales; Mucoraceae.